CCCGCCCCGAGGCGGGGAAUGGAAGGGCGGAAGAGGGGAACCUUUGGUAGCGCGGAACCUUCGCGCCGCCCGUCCCUGUUUCCCGGCGGAGCGGCGCGCGGGGCUCGGCGGCGGUCGCUAUGGCAGCGGGGCCGUGGGGCUGGGGGCUGGCGGCGCUGCUGCUGCUGUUGGCGGUACUGCUCGGCGCCGCGCGCCGCCUGCGGAGCCGUUCCGCCGCGAGAAGCGCGGCGGUGUCGCGGGAUGAUGACGUCAGCGCGCUGCUGGUGACGGCGCACCCUGAUGACGAAGUGAUGUUUUUCGCGCCCACGCUGCUUUCCUUGGGCAGGGCCGGCGCCCGCCUCGCGGUGCUGUGCUGCUCCGCAGGAAACUAUUACAAUCAAGGAGAGAUUCGUAAGAAAGAACUGGAACAAAGCUGUUGUCUGCUGGGGAUUCCUGCAUCCAGUGUGACAGUUGUUGAUCACAGGGAUCUUCCGGACAAUCCUUCUGUUGAGUGGGACACACAGCUCCUCGCCUCCUUUGUGCUGAAGCAUAUAGAAGCCAACAACAUCAACCUGGUGGUAACUUUUGAUGCGGGAGGAGUGAGUGGUCACGCUAACCACAUUUCUCUUUACACUGCUUUAAGGUACCUGCAUUCAGAGCGGAAGUUACCUGAAGGGUGCCGUGUGCUUGUCCUCGAAUCGGUGAAUCUCCUGCGGAAGUACAUCUCCGUCCUGGAUGUGCCCCUUUCCUGCCUCCUGCCCAGAGAUGCACUCUUCGUACUCACAGAGGAGGAGACUGAGCAAGCCAGGAGAGCCAUGCAGUGUCAUCGCAGCCAGCUCCUCUGGUUUCGCCGCAUCUAUAUGCUUUUCUCACGUUACAUGGUGAUCAAUUCGCUCCACCUUCUGUAAAAGACAACGCUUACAACUUCAGAAGAAAAAGAGUAAGCCAAAAAAAGACUGUGCCAGGAUGACCACUAAAGAAACCCCAACUGUUAGACACUCUUGGACAGGAUUCUCUCUGUGUAGUGUUUUUUCAGACUACAAAAAGCAGGUUGUAUAUGAACUUUCUUCUUGUUGCCUGAUAUAUUGCGAUGAAAAGGGUUUAACAGCUGCUCUAUUUUUUCACUGUAGAAGCUUAAAUAGGAUAUGGAAAUUGAAUUAACCUAGUUUGGAGUCAAAAACAGGAGACUCUGUUAGAGAAGACACGGCACAAACUAUUUUUCCUCUGGAAGAUACAGCUAUGAAGACAGCUUGGGAACUUUAUCUCCUGGUGCUUUUGUAAAAUCUAAAUAUUAGGAGUGACUUUUGUAAGAUCAUUCUAUCUUCACAGAUAAAACCAGAACCACAAGACCUGUCUUACUCAGCCAGAGCUUUAAAAAGCCAAAGUUUAUGAAUAAAGCAUCAGAAAGCAUACAGUUUUCUCUAAUUGCACUGAUUUUUGCUGCUACUACUGCUUCUUUGAGACACACUAUGUUGCAGGCUCCCCUUUUCCAGAGCGUCCCUCAUGAAACACAAGCAUUUCUUCUUCAGAACAUGGAGCUUGAGAUCAACUCAAGAGUCUCAACAGAAUCUAAGAAUGAGUUGGAAGAGACCCAGACUGUAACAAAGUCUUUUGUAGAAUACAUGGAGACAAAAAUUGCAAGAGAUGUUUCAAAAGUGGUUCCACAAAGACAACUGCAGGAGUUAAAGAUCCUCUUCCUUUACAUUAAAAGCAGCUUGAAACGCGAAGCUGGGACAAUGAAGUGCCUGUUCUGCUUCUUUGUGCAAAUGCUGCAACUGCAAAAGAAAGAGAAGACCUUCCUAGAAGCAGCAGACGAGUUGAAACACAGGAAUCAGAUCAGAUGUAGCCCAGACCUCUUGAUGACAGAAAUUCCACUGAGAGCUAAAGGGGUUCAUUAGCCUCAAAGAGAGCAACUUUACGGUGAAGGAAUCUCUGAGCUUCUCCCUCUCCCCCAGAGUGCAUCCAUAGCAACUCUGCAGAAUGAACACACCAAGUCAAAGCCUAAGUGCAGAGGAAAACCCAAUUCCUUCCAAAUCUUCACUCCCACGGACAGUUAGUGCCUACAGCCCGGCGACGAUGUGCUGCGGAACGAAGGAGCGCGGGAGAUGCUUCUCUGCUAUCCAGCUGAAAAUUCCCGUCCCAGAAACCACAUGCUAAAUCAGCUCAGAAGCAGCAAAGAAAACACGAACAAAGAGAGCUCCUUCACUGCAGUGCAGUUUGGAUCGGAUCCAAGAGCCUCGUAAGCAGGAGACAGAGACUGCAAAGACACAGCCAUGUUACUUUGUACUGCUGCCCAAUGACCUACUUCUGAAAUUGCUGGCAAGAAACACGCGUCCCCAGCAGCAGGCCCCAUACCCUGGCAAGGGCUGGAACCACCUGUGCAGUCAGUCCAGUCACAAGAUACGGCGUUCUGUGUUUUCAGGUUUGCAUUUAUUUAUACACAGUCACAGUCAGUUGCUUAUUCAUCUAGAGCUUCUGGAGGAAGGGCAGUAUACGUGCUAAAUACUUAACUAGAAAACAAACAACUGCUUUCAUAAGCAGUUUAGUCAGAGGCUUUAGUAAUACUUCAAAAAAAAAAAAAAGAGAGAGUGCUCCAGCAUUUUC
Numida meleagris (helmeted guineafowl) is the source of this 2583-nucleotide messenger RNA. RefSeq names its product phosphatidylinositol glycan anchor biosynthesis class L (gene PIGL). The coding region runs from base 120 to 887 and encodes 255 amino acids. The transcript has 11 exons. The record is from RefSeq and is a predicted model, not a curated record. Gene Ontology annotation, cellular component: endoplasmic reticulum. Gene Ontology annotation, biological process: GPI anchor biosynthetic process. Lineage: Eukaryota; Metazoa; Chordata; Aves; Galliformes; Numididae. Gene Ontology annotation, molecular function: N-acetylglucosaminylphosphatidylinositol deacetylase activity.